CCUCGGGAGCCGGAGAGACUCGCCGAGGGAGCAGCCCGAGAAAGAGGCGGCGACGAGGAGCGGUCACGGCGCAACCUCUUCCCGUCACUGGGAGAGGGUGGGCGAAGGCUCGCAGGGCCCUGGGAGCCCCGGUCGCCACUGCUGCCGCCAUGAAUCCUGCACACGCCUUAGGACCGGCCCGAGAAAGCAAGCCGGCCGGCCGGAGGGAGCUGCUGAGGGAAUAGGGAGCGGGCGCUGAGUGCUCCCAGCCCGUUACGUUGGAGUCAGGCCAGCCACCUCCGUGUCCAUGAGCCCGCCGCCUUCCCGUCAGAGGAGCUGCCGCCCCCGCCGCCGCCGCCGCCUUCACCUGCAGCCACACACCGGGGCGCACGCUUCUCCUGUUGCCGCCCCCGGCGGGUUCAGGUCCCUCGGCCCCCCUGCGUCCUUUCCUCUGCGUAGCAGAAGGAAAAGACAACAGACUGCAGUGUGAAGAGAAUGGCUGUGACCAUAGAACAGGCCCAAAGGGCGGGCUAUAUAUUUCUGAAAGCACUCUUAAGAUUUGGCUUUAUGGUUGCUAAUAACCUUGUUGCUAUUCCGUCCUACGUUCUAUAUUUAAUAGUACUGCAACCUCUCCGAUUGUUGGAUAGUAAAAGAUUCUGGUAUAUUGAAGGAGUAUUAUUUAAAUGGCUUCUGGCGAUGGUAGCAUCCUGGGGCUGGUGGGCAGGAUAUACAGUUGUGGAAUGGGGAGAUGAUGUUAAAACAAUCUCAGAAGACGAAGCUGUGAUGCUGGUGAACCAUCAAUCAACAGGGGAUGUUUGCACUCUAAUGAUGUGCCUUCAGGACAAAGGCACGGUUGUUCGACAGAUGAUGUGGCUGAUGGAUCAUAUUUUUAAAUAUACUAACUUUGGAAUAGUAUCUCUAAUUCAUGGAGAUUUCUUUAUAAGACAGGGAAAAGCUUUUCGUGACCAGCAACUUGUGCUUCUCCAGGAACAUCUAGAAAAAUAUUACAGGAGCCGUGGUCGCAAGUGGAUUGUAUUGUUUCCAGAAGGAGGUUUUCUUCGAAAAAGAAGAGAAACAAGUCAGGCAUUUGCCAAGAAAAACAAUUUGCCAUUUCUCACACAUGUUACAUUGCCAAGACUUGGGGCCACACAAGUUAUACUGAAAAACCUUGUAGCUCAGCAAGAAAAUGGAACUCUGGCAGGCGGAGAUGCUCCAGAAGCAGAAAGUAAACCAAAAGGUCUUCAGUGGGUGAUAGAUACAACGGUUGCCUAUCCCAAAGCUGAACCCAUAGACAUCCAGACUUGGAUUCUCGGCUAUAGACGACCAACAGUUACCCAUGUACAUUACAGGAUUUUUCCAAUUAAAGAUGUACCUGUUGAGCCCGAAGCCCUCACUGUCUGGUUAUAUCAGCGGUUCAUUGAAAAAGAGGAUCUCUUGUCACACUUUUACAAAACAGGAGCGUUCCCUCCCCUUCAGGGACAGACAGAAGUUAUUUCCCGGGAAAUGACCCUUAGCAAUUUGUGGCUAGUUCUUGUACAGUGCUUUGCAUUUCUGUCAGGUGGUAUGUGGUACUGUGUUCUUCAGUAUUUUUAUCAAUGCCUAUUUUAAAAGGUGAAUGGAUGGCACCUGAAUACAUGAUGAGAAACUUGAUACUUUACAGAAUGCAUCACGUUAUAUGUGCAAAUGUGAAUAUACAAGGUGAAAGGAGUAUACUGGAUAGACUUUCUUCCCUUUUGGGGGAUUUUAAACUCUGGUAGAAGAGAGGAUCAGUAAUAUAGUGACCUAAUGAUGUACUUUAAGAACUCUAUAUUUUUGGAAAGUAUGUCUCCCCACACAACUACAUCAGCAAAUUCAACAUUUGAGCAGGAGAUACAAUGAUACAACCAUCACAGGUAACCAUCUGUAGCAAGAAUGCAUUCACGACAGAUAGUGUUUGGCAUUGUAGUUAAAACGUGGAAUCUUCAACAACUUUCUCUUCGGUAGUCUGUACUGCAAGUCUUGUAGUAGAGAUCCCUCAUCUGCACAAACAUGGGUUCUGUUGUAAUCAAUCAAACUGGAUCUGUUUCACAUACUCUGCAGACCUGGUUAUGAUAUUGUGACCGCCCCAUGUUACUUGUUUAGUAGAGACAUUUUUAAAAGUAUCUUAUCUCAGUGAAAUCUUAUAUUGGAAACCUAGAAAAAGAAAACUAUUCUGUGACAAUGCAUUACAGUGUCAUGAAGUAUUGAAAGAAUUGUGCAUACCUCAUAGACCCUUCUAUUUUUACCAUGUUUUCUGUCCUUAAAUCUCUAGUGAGUUUUCUCUUGUAAGGGUGGUUCAAAAAUGGCAUAUGACUUACAUUUGCUUCCCAUUUGGGUUUUGGAAGGCAUUUCAAACGGAUUAACACACAGAGAGAGGUCUUUCUGAAAAAUGCACUUUUGAAAAUGCAGUACAGCGAUAGCCAGGAACACAGUAUGAAAAAAGUAUAGGUGUUGUUCCUAAUGGAUUGGAUUAUUCAGAGCUAUUAGUUUAGAACAGUCUGUGGAUUUUCAUUUCAAAAUUGUGAGUUGCCAUGGUCAAGCCAAUUUAUAGGGGCCUUCAUUUCCAUUGGAUACAACGGCACUUAGAACAUCUGUGAGAGGGUUUGUGUACAUAUUUGCCAAGCACCUCAAUGCUUUGCUUAUAGGAAAAAUAAGGGGAAGUUAGCAUAGUCAUAGAACAGUAUACCUAGUCAUUGGGUGAAACAAAUAGGAAACUGCUUUACAAUCUUGAGCUGUUGCAACAAAUCUCUAAACCAUGAAGGGCAUUACUACGUCUGUCAUCUUGCUGAAAAAUAUCACUGUUAUAGAAAGGGAAUUCAAGAGGCAGACUGGCACUAUAGCAGAUUUUUAGUUGAUAGCACUAUAGUUUUAUAAUGGUGUUGAAGGAAAGGUUUCGUUGUUUCUUAAUUAUCACUCUUUGAAUGUUUGGUAUCAUGUCUGUAUGACUGGCUACUAUAUAUACGUAAAAGAAUCAUUCCUAGAAGACGGUUAAUAAUUUACACAUACAGGCCUGUAGACUACAUUUUAUUGACAAUAUGUUGUCUUCUAUGCCUCUUUUGUUUUGUACAAGCAAAGCCAAGAUUAGUUGUCUGCUGAGUUUGGGGUAUAUGUUUUCCGGGAUUUUUACCCCAGAUCACAUGAGAACCAGUUUUGAUGAAUAGUAUACAAAAUAAAAACAUAAAGCUACAGGAAUAUAUUUUGCUCUCCUUUUGUUUUCAGAGGGUAAAAAGUCUGGGCGAAGAAGUGGCACCCCCCAAUUUAUAUCCGUAAAAUAUCAUCUAAUUAAAUAUUUUAAGUGUGAAAUACAUUUCAGCAUGGAUGUUAGCAUCCAGUAUCCAUUGUGGAAGAUUCACUGCUGUAGAUCAUUGAUAUAAUUACAUCACAGAUACAGGUUGUAUGUCAUUCAACCUUGAGUGCAAAAUGUCAUGUCCAAACCUUUUGUUGUUGUUGACACAUGGGUUGUUGAAUACUAAUAUAAAGGGGGGAAAUUCCAUCUUAAUGCAAAAGGAUACUAUUAAAAUUCAGAUUUCUUUUAUUUUUAAACUGGCUUGCCUUGUUGACUAGGAAUUAUAGCAAGAAGCAUGUUUCAUUUACUGCAUAGGAGGAAGUUGUUUCACAAGUUUAUUUCUGGUCACUUGAAAUCUGUGGCUAUAAAUCAGCUCCUGUCAAAUUACAAAUCUCUUGGAGUGGGAUAUAAAGCAGCAGCUGCUAUAGUGUUCAGUUUAUUUGAAUGUAUGGUCUGCUUUGUGAAUACUAAGUUUGUUCCGAAAACGAAGACUUCAGUAUAACUAUAGAUAGUAAAUUUUUUACUUAUGUCCUAAAAAGUUAGCCAUACAUCUGAGUAGCGCUGUUCCCUACAGACAUCAUUCAGUAUGAUAUAAACUAUACUGUAAUUCCUGCUUAAUGAAACAGCAGUGAUAGCCAUAGCUGUUAGUGUUACUUGACCACUUACUUCAGUUUGUUUCUGUUCACUUUUUUUAAAAAAUCAUUUUUAAGGUACAGAUAGCUAUUUGAAUGAUUCCAGCUAAAUUGGAAGAAAUUAAUUUUGUCACUCUGUUUUCAAAAUUUGUUUUCAUUGAUUUCAGCAUUCAUUAAUUUCAGUUAGACUCACUUCCAUAGAAUGUGUUUGCUUGUAAGUUGUGUUCCUUGUGCUCCUCUCUUGUUUCUGACCUGGCAUGUGUCUACAAGAUUAGGUAAUUGUGUCUCUUUUAUGGCUGACCAGGAGAAACUGUGAAAAUGCUGUUUUUAGGAACUUAUAAAUAAAAACAUCUUGUUGUUCUCAACUUUGAGUAUAAUUUUCAAAUCAGAAGACCAAAUCCAGAUUAUAUUCUUAGAAACACAGAAAUAAAAAGUAAGUUAGUUAACUUUUCUCCUGCCAUGGAGUGAAUGUGUAUGAAGAGCUGCAAUUCUGCAGCUGGCUGGUCUACAGUAUAGCAUUAUACCUUUUGGCAAAACAUCAAACUCCUUGGCAAUAAACUGACUUCACUUUGGGGGGGGGGGUUGUCAGAUAUUUAGUAGCUACCAAUUAGCCCUACAUUCAAUGUAGUAUUUCUUGGUCAAAGAUGAUAGACAUUGUCCUGGAUCCCCUGACUCUUCACAGUUGUUAUGGUACUAUAAAUCUCUGACAAGCUGAUCUUGAAAAUAGGUUUUGAGUAAAACUCCCAGAAUCCACCUGCCAGCAUGGCCGGCAGCUAUGCUGAAUGAGGAAUUCAGGGUGCUGUACAGUUGAGGAGGGGAGAGGAAAAUUAGGACGUCCUGAAAUAUAAUGAAUUGUUUUAACAUUCUUUGCAUCACCUAAUGCCACUUGAAUGGUAACAUAAUACCUUUAUUUCUUAAUCCAGAUAGGCAAUGCUGUUUUCCAACUUGCCGUUAUUAUACAUAUUUGACCAUAAGCAUAUUGCAUAUCUCUUACCAAUUGCAAGGGAUGAUGAGUAUAAGAACAAGCCUUUUACAGUCAUGGUCCAGCAAUAAUUGAAGACAAGAACGCGGUAGAUAAUCUGUGUUAAAUUAUUUUUACUGUGUAGCUCCUUUUUCCAUUGAAAAAAUACAUUGUAGUACCAACUUCUGUCCUUCCUUCAGUCCACUAAAUCAUUAAAAGAGGGUUGGAGAACACAUGUUUUUUCAGAUGCUGUUGGACUGCAGAUCCUGACUCCUAAUGGUGAGGAAUCAUGGAUGUUGCAGUCCAUCAUCAGAACAACCUCUCAAGAAGAUGUUUAAAAUAUCUGAAGACUGAGUUAUUUAUGAACAAGAAAUUGGUAUAGUCUUUAACAAUACAGAUUUACUGCCAUCCAAGUGAUGUAAGCCAUCAUCCAAAUCCCGUCCACCUCCCUGAGAUUAACCACUUCUUCUCUGUAGGUUUAUUUGUAACAUUACACCUUGUACUGUUUGAGCAAGCACUUCUCUUGUGGCUGCAAAUCUUCAGCAUUUUUGACUGUAUCAAAACUUCUGCCAGGUUUUAACAGACCUGCUUAAGUCUGUUUUAAAACUACUGUUCAACAUGAGUUUUUGUAAUUGUUAUCAUGAUCACAAAGUAUUGUUGAAUUGGACUCCAAUUUAAGUUCCAUGUUGAGCUAUCUGGAAGCCCAGAGAGAGAAAACAGAAGAGAAAGUUAAGAAGAAUAUUAAUGUGUAGAAUACAUAAUAGAUAAUAGGAGAUGUCUGAUGUACCACAGUAGCCUGAUAAGGUUUGUUCACUUUUAAAGAAUGCUACAAAUAAGAAAUCAGUGUUGCAAGACUGAAGUCUAAACAUCCCUUAGUAUAAAAUUUUCUUUAGAGGUCUAGUGCAGACAUGUAGUCCUUUUUAUCAUUACAACAUGAGAAUAUGCAGAUUAUUUUUUCAAACUAACCAAAACAGAAACAAAAGCUACUCCAGUAUCCUAACAGUAAUAUUACCAUUUUAUAAAUGGUUUUUAUGAUGCAGACAAAACACUUAAGAUUUUGCAUAGCCUGUUUUUGGGAAAGUGCUGGAGAUAGACUGAAUCUCAGUAUGCUUAGAUGUUUGCUACUUGUAGUUUCUCAUUUAUUUCCACAAAGAUAAAACAGUUUUUUAUAACUUAGUAAUUUAAAUGUAAUUUGUUGGUGAAUUUUUUUGAAUAAACAAAAGGGGGAGAGAUGAAGAAUUACCAUAAUUCUUGAGAAAUACAGAAUAUGAAGUGGUUUGGCUUUGCUAAAAAUAAGUUAUUUUUGCAAAUACAGUAUUUCAAAUAGAUGCUACAGUCCACAGCAGGUCAGUUAGCAUAGGAAGGUGAAAAUGGGCUCACAUGCAUGUGUGUGACAAAAUCACUCAAUAAUUGAUUACUUAUAAAUAUUAGGGAUGCCUUUAUGGAAAAGUGCUGCAUUUUCAGGUGAUAUGAAGCAUCUUCCUGGUGUUUCAAUGAACUGAGCCAGUUCAAAGCAAUUUGGGGGAACAGGGAAGACAUACGUAAUGCAUUGGCCUCAACAUUGUGCAGUCUGUGGAAAUAAUCCCGUAUAUCCUACUGAAAUGAGGUAUAUUUUAUAUGUUUUACAGAAAUGAGUGGUUUUUGCUUUUCAACUUUGCUUGGUUGUUAGUGGCUCAAAGUUUGACCAUCUUUAUCCUAAAUAUUCCGGGCACUAGCUCACUCCAUCUGCCUGUAGGAAAUCAUCAGCACCCAGAACAGUUUUGGGCACUCACUAGGCAUUAUGAAUUAGCUCGUGGACAAAAUAUUACACAUUCUUGGGACCAAAGCUUCAGAAAGUUUAUCACCUACAGAUUAAUAUGACAGAAAUGAUUUUGAGUGAGAUGCUUGACAAUUUGUAUUGUUUUUUAUUUUCAAUCAAAUCCACACAAUAAAGUCAGGAUGAUCAGUGUGUAUUUGUGGAUGAUGUUUCCCAGCCCAGCUAGUUGUAAAGGAUGCUGGGUUUGUAGUCCAACAGCAUUUGAAGGGCCAUAAAUGUCCAGUCUCUGCAAUAAAGAAAAUGUGAAGCUGCACAUGUAAUUACUAUACCAGAAUAGGAAAAGAGCCAGAAAGAAGUGCAGUUAGUCUUAGUGAAGGAAGGUUGAAAAGGGAAAAUUAACACCCUUGAAAUAGUUAUCAAGACUAUUUGUGAAUUAUUUUCAUUUCUUUUGUGCAAAACUUGUAUUGCACAGACUCUGUCCAUAAAAUGCUAAAAACUGUUGAGGUGGUGUUGGUGUUUGGUCUAUGCAUCUUACUCUUUAUAUUUCUUAGAUUUCCAGUACAACUAUGUAUUGAAGGACUGUUGUGUUGGAAUUAAUUUGCUGUAUACUAUGAAGUUGCUGUUGGGGUUUUAGAUGUCGUAUUCUUUAAUUAGAUCUUUCAACUUACCUGUUUUCCUUUCUCUCUCUCCCUUCAGCCACUUUCAUUUUAUGCAAUGUAUGAACAGAAUUAAUGCAGACAUCAUAAUGUGAUUCUGUUGAAGGGCUGACCACAUUUGGGUUUGUGUUUCUUUCAUAUUUGUUUGCCCAUCAGUAUAAAUAAAUUGUUAACAUUCUUGUCCUUAAGAGUUCAAAAUGUUUUCCCCUGCCCAGAAAAUAAAUGGUAUCUUUUAUUUCAUCAUUUUUAUUUAGUGUUUUCAUAUUUCUGUGUUCAUGUUACAAUUAUAAAUUCAAUGUUUGACAGGGACAAUAUUGUACUCAUUUUAUUUUGCUUAUUAUAAGACAUCAAAUGAAUUCUUGCUGAACUUUUAUGUCUAAAUUGGUUGAUUAUGUGGCUUGUUUGUAUUACUUCCAGUACAUUGUUAAAUAUAUAGUUCUAUUUGUAGUGCUCAAAAAUAAUAUAGAGCAGCCUUCACCAACAUGCUGCCCUCCAGAUGUUUUUGACUCCUCCUCUUGUCAUUCCUGACCAUUGAGUAUGCAUACUGAUGUUAGAAUCUGAAACACCAGGCUGGGGAAGGCUGGCAAAGAGAUGUUUCUGGAUGAGAAGGGAUUGGAUUGCUUUCUCUUUUAGCACAAUGUUACUGUAAUAACUCAACAGGCUUUUUUUCUGAAAGCAAUAUUACAAAAGAUUCAGAUAUGCUUAAGAGAUAAAAGAUACAGAUUUCCAAGAUAGGUUUCAAUAUGGAAAAAUUUAGACAGCAAGCUCUUUCUUAAAUAGGAUGCCAUGAUGCAUUUUCUGCUGCUGACCGAAACAGUUUUUAACUAAAAGAAUGAAUGACAGGAUGCCAUUCAUUCAAUGGGCCUACAACAGAGUUGUCUCUAGUAACUCUAAAAUCUAGUCCAGAUUAACAACAAAUCCACAAUCACUGUGGCUUUGUGGCCCAGCAGGAUUUGUGUGGAGGUACCAGUUCACAACAGCCAGCAUCUCCAUUGUGUUUUGCACAACUGUGUGGCCUGUUCUCUUGAAAUUGUAGCAGCUGUGUAGUAGCUCCCAAGUGGGUAUACCAGUUCACAGGAACACCACCAGAAGGUGAGCACUGCCAAGCAGCAAAUCUGGUAUCACCGCAAACCCUCUGAAGGUGCUUGCACAGGGCCACCGUUAGUCAAGAGUUGUUCUAGUCUUGUAGGUGCUUUAACACGGGACUAAGUAAACAGAAGCAAAUGGAACUCUUAGAAGCAGACGGAAGCACCUUGCACAACCCCCAAGAGCUGUGCAGUGGUUAAUGUCUACCUCUUUGUUUCCUGUCUGGUCUCUGUUUGGCUUUAAAUUUAUGUUCUUUGUGUUAACAACAAAAAAAUCUUAUAUCUUCUUCUUUUCCAAAGUUUAAAAAAAAGGGUGGGGAAACCUGAAAGCUGAAGAUUAAGGCGCUAAAGAGAUCCAGUGCUGAGCAGCCCUGUUCGGCACAUAUUUGAUAAAAGCCAUUGUUCUUAAUUCCUGAUAUAAACAAUGUUUGUUUGUAAAGUUUCUUCCUGCUGGGAAAAUAUGUAUUUUUAAAAGGAAAAAAAAUCCCUCUUGGCUAUAAGAAUGUCAGCUGUAUGAGCAGGUGUGACCAUAUCAUAACAUGCUGAUUGGAUAUAAAUCAAUAAAAUUUAUACCUCUCA
Pogona vitticeps (central bearded dragon) is the source of this 8952-nucleotide messenger RNA. NCBI's taxonomy places the organism in Eukaryota, Metazoa, Chordata, Lepidosauria, Squamata, Agamidae. The record is from RefSeq and is a predicted model, not a curated record.